Molecule: messenger RNA, 2270 nt
Organism: Podarcis raffonei (Aeolian wall lizard)
Lineage: Eukaryota; Metazoa; Chordata; Lepidosauria; Squamata; Lacertidae
Gene: PPP3CC
Product: protein phosphatase 3 catalytic subunit gamma
Exons: 14
Coding region: 203-1741 (512 amino acids)
Biological process (GO): calcineurin-mediated signaling
Cellular component (GO): calcineurin complex; cytoplasm
Molecular function (GO): calmodulin-dependent protein phosphatase activity; calmodulin binding
Source: RefSeq, a predicted model, not a curated record
GUAGGGGCAGCUUCGGGGGGCUCGGGUGGAGACAGCCGCCGCCGCCGCCGCGGCACUGAGAGGAUUCCCCCGUCCGCGCCUCCCUCCGCCCGCCCGCCCGCCCGCCCGGGCCUGCUCAGCCGUUGCCGCCGCCGCCGGAGUCCCGGCCCCUCCCGCGGGGAGGCACGAAGGUCCCGGGAGCCGCGACGGGGCAGGCGGGACCAUGUCCGGGCGCGCCCAGAGCGGCAAACUGUCCACGACGGAGCGCAUCGUGAAGGCUGUCCCUUUCCCUCCUACGCAGCGGUUAACCCUGAAAGAAGUUUUUGAGGAUGGGAAACCCAGGCUGGAGGUCUUAAGAAACCACUUGGUGAAAGAAGGGCGUCUGGAGGAGGAUGCAGCGCUGAAGAUAAUCAAUGAUGGAGCCUCCAUUCUGAGGCAUGAGAAGACCAUGAUUGAAGUUGAGGCUCCAAUCACAGUGUGUGGUGACAUUCAUGGGCAGUUCUUUGACCUGAUGAAGUUGUUUGAAGUUGGAGGAUCACCCAAUAACACACGCUACCUCUUCCUGGGAGACUACGUGGACAGAGGCUACUUCAGUAUAGAGUGUGUGCUGUAUUUAUGGAGUUUAAAGAUAAACCACCCCAAAACACUUUUCCUGCUCCGAGGGAACCACGAGUGCAGGCACCUCACAGAAUACUUCACCUUUAAACAAGAAUGUCGAAUCAAGUACUCCGAGCGGGUGUAUGAUGCAUGCAUGGAUACAUUUGACUGUCUUCCUCUUGCUGCCCUUUUGAACCAGCAGUUUCUGUGCGUGCAUGGAGGGCUGUCUCCUGAAAUCACAUGUCUAGAUGAUAUUAGGAAAUUAGACAGGUUUAAGGAGCCUCCAGCCUUUGGUCCAAUGUGUGACCUGCUGUGGUCUGAUCCAUCAGAGGAUUAUGGCAAUGAGAAGACACUGGAACAUUUUACCCACAACACUGUUCGAGGUUGCUCCUAUUUCUACAGUUACCCUGCAAUUUGUGAAUUUUUGCAAAAUAAUAAUUUGCUAUCUGUGAUUCGAGCACAUGAAGCCCAGGAUGCUGGGUACCGAAUGUACAGAAAGAGCCAGACUACGGGCUUUCCAUCCCUAAUCACAAUCUUUUCUGCACCAAAUUAUCUAGAUGUCUAUAACAACAAGGCUGCUGUGCUGAAAUAUGAAAACAAUGUCAUGAACAUCAGGCAGUUCAACUGUUCUCCACACCCUUACUGGCUUCCAAACUUCAUGGAUGUUUUCACAUGGUCUUUGCCUUUCGUAGGGGAAAAGGUUACAGAGAUGCUGGUUAACAUCCUUAACAUCUGCUCUGAUGAUGAGCUCAUUUCAGAUGGAGAUGAAGCGUUGGACGGAGGCACCACUGCCCGUAAAGAGAUCAUCAGGAAUAAGAUCAGAGCCAUUGGGAAGAUGGCACGAGUCUUUUCAGUUCUUCGGGAGGAGAGCGAGAGUGUUCUGAUGCUCAAAGGACUGACUCCUACAGGUACUCUGCCCCUGGGAGUCCUCUCAGGGGGGAAACAGACUCUACAGACGGCCACAGUAGAAGCGGUAGAGGCACGGGAAGCCAUCCGUGGAUUUUCGCCACAGCACAAGAUCCGCAGCUUUGAAGAAGCAAGGGGACUGGACCGUGUCAACGAGCGCAUGCCGCCACGCAAGGAUUCCAAGCACCCCGACGGGCCGGUGAACUUAACCUCCACAAACUCUGCGGAAAAGAACGGGAUGGGGAAGAAAGCCCAGUAGCAGUUCAGGCGCCGCCCACUCUGUCUCACUAAAGGAUCCAAAACUUAAUGAAUUCUAUUUAUUUAUUAUGAAGGGGGAGGGCAAGGGGGGGAGAAACCAACUUAGCCUGGAGGCACAUCCAUAAUCCAGUUUGCAUCCAUUCUGUAAGAGAGGUGACCAUUUUGUAAGUUUUUAAAAUUUUAUGUUCAAUAUAUAAAAAGUCAUCUUUUUUUAAUUUAGGAAUGGGUCUAAAUACUAGUACAUAUAUAAAGUGUUGUUUUGUACAGAUUGCCUGUCCCUGCCAGGAGGGAAGGAGCCUGUGCGUGUGGCUGGGGGGGUGGGAGGAAGGGAAGCAGAAACAACCCAGGGCAGCUCUGGGAUCUGAUUUUAUAAUGGAACCGUUUCAAGUUAUCCUUGUUUUUUAAAAGUGGCAACUUUCAUUUGAAAGCAACAUUUUUCUCCUCCCAGAUUUUGCUGUGUUUCUUCUAUUUCACACUGCAUCUGAUGCUCCAGCAGUUGACUUCCAUUAAAGGCAUGUUGCAUAGGGCAA